AUGGCCACCAGUUUAAAAACAUGGGGAAAAUUAAUAUGGGCUUGUAAAACUGGAACACUUGAAACAGUCAAACAAAUUAUUGAAAAAAACCCGACAAUUGUGUACAAAACAGACGUAAACAAACGCACUAUCUUAAUGGUAGCUUCCAAAAAUGGACAUUCAGAAAUUGUUGAUUUAUUAUUAAAAGAAAGAAGUGAUUGGUAUAGUGUUGACUACAAAGGUAGGGAUGCAUUGGUGAUAGCUUCAGAAUUUGGCAAUUUAGAAAUUGUCAAGAUGUUGAUUAAAAUUGGACAUUCGACCAUUAAGUAUUCUGAAGAAUGGGACCCAUUGAUGUUAGCAGCAAAAGAUGGACACACUGACGUUGUCAAUUUUUUAAUAGAUUCAGACUAUUCUGUUAAUCGAGUUCUAAAGGAUGGAACAAAUGCGUUUAUGCUAGCAUCAGCUAGGGGGCAUGAUCAAGUAGUUAAAAUAUUAAUAAUUGCAGAUAUUAAUCUGCUGGAUCAAUAUGGUUCGCAUGCGUUGAUAGUAGUGUCUCAAAAUGGACACGUCAAAGUUGUAAAUCUGUUACUGGAUACAAAUAUUUCUAAAAACAUUUUUAUUCCGGACGGCACUAAUGCUUUAAUGUACGCUGCUCUUGAGGGACAUGCCGAUGUUGUAGCAUUAUUACUGUUGCAUGAAGCAAAUGCUGACGACGUCACCUGUAAUGAAAUGAAUGCACUGAUGUUUGCCUCAAAGAAUGGACACCAAAAAACAGUUGAACUUCUUGUUGAGAAAACAAGUGAUCUUAAUGCUGUAAACAACAAAGGACGCAAUGCAUUAAUGUUAGCUGCUGAGAACGGGCAUACAGGCAUCAUUGAAAUAUUAAUAGAGAAAUGCCAUGAUAUUUGUUACAAUAAUGGAAUGACUGCAUUAUUGCUAGCGACAGAAAACGGCCACCUAAAUGCAUUUGAAUUCCUUGUAAAUAAAAAAACAGAUCUAAAUGCAGUGAACAAUCAAGGACGCAAUGCUCUAAUGAUUGCUGCCGAGAAAGGCAAUACACAUAUUAUGCAAAUAUUAUUAGAAAAAUGCAAUGAUAAAGAUAAUUGUGACACUAAUGGAAUGAACGCUUUAAUGAUAGCGGCAGAAAACAAAAACAUAAAUGCCAUUGAAUGUUUAGUAGCGAACAUGUGUGACCUUAAUUGUGUUAACAACGAGGGACGCAGUGCAUUAAUGAUUGCCUCUUUUUAUGGCUUCACAGAUAUUGUAAAUAGUUUAAUCAAGAAUGGAUGUAAUGUAAAUGUUAAGGACUAUUGUGGGUUUAGUGCUCUAAUGUUGGCUUGUCAGAGGGGACACUUGGCAACAGUAGAACGUCUUCUACGUCAAUUUGAGAUUAUCGUUAACACGGCUAACAGACAGGGAAUCAAUAGUCUGAUGUUAGCAGCACAUGAAGGACAUACAGAUAUUGUAAAACUACUGAUAACAAAUAUUAACAUUAAUGCCGUUGAAAGUAAUGGAUGGAAUGCUUUAAUGAUAGCUAUUUAUAUGGGAAAUCUACCUACUUCAAAGCUAUUGUUAAAAUUAGAAGCUAUUGUUAAAGUUGAUAAAAUUAGAUGGAAUGCAUUAAUGUUAGCUGCCGAAAAAGAUCUCAUCGAAAUCGUGCACCAAAUAAUUGAGAAAAUAGAUAAUGCCAAUGAUGUCAACACAGAUGGGUUUAACGCUUUGAUGCUGGCCUCAAAAAAUGGACGUCUCAGUUGUGUAAAGCUUUUACUCAAAAAAUCAGAUGUUAAUGCAGUUGGAAGAGGUGGAGUGACUGCCUUAAUGUUAGCCGCUCAGAAUGGCCAUAAGAAGGUAGUUAGGCUACUUAUGAAGAAUCAUAGUGAUGGAGAAGCGAUGGACCAUCAUGGAUACAACUCAUUAAUGAUAGCCUGCCAGAAUGGUCAUAAAGCAGUGGUAGAAUUAUUAGUAAAAUAUCUGUGUAAAGUUAAUGCAGUGAAUAAAAAAAAUGGUUGCACUGCUCUUAUGUUAGCAACGAAAUAUGGUCACCUUGAUAUAAUUGAAAUACUUGUAGAAAAUGAGUGUGAUGUGAAUACUACAACAAAAUAUGGUCUUAGUGCACUUGAUUUUGCGCAAAAAGAAAACAUUAAGGAUUACCUGAAAGAGAAACAAUGCAAUCUCUCAAAUGUGAGUAAAGUAACUUAG
Molecule: messenger RNA, 2178 nt
Organism: Physella acuta
Lineage: Eukaryota; Metazoa; Mollusca; Gastropoda; Physidae
Product: ankyrin repeat domain-containing protein 50-like
Molecular function (GO): protein binding
Source: RefSeq, a predicted model, not a curated record